Colletotrichum tamarilloi is the source of this 1419-nucleotide messenger RNA. RefSeq lists its product as uncharacterized. NCBI's taxonomy places the organism in Eukaryota, Fungi, Ascomycota, Sordariomycetes, Glomerellales, Glomerellaceae. The coding region runs from base 1 to 1419 and encodes 472 amino acids. The transcript has 3 exons. The record is from RefSeq and is a predicted model, not a curated record.
AUGUUCUCGCUCCCGCAGCUCGUCAAUCACUUCGAAAACCAGCAUAUCGGAUUGCAGCAGGUCGGGCACAGGAGUGGGCCAGGCCUCGAUUGGACACAAGAUAUGAUCCUUAUGCCGGAUGUAUCAGAAAUUCCUGACUUGAAAGCUAUUAUUGGCGGCAAGGGACACAAGUUCAACAUAGUCAAUGAAGCAGUCCCCUGGGUCUUCAAUAAGCCCAACGGACCCACACAACAAUCUGGGGCCGCAUGGCCUUUAGGUGGGAUGAUGCUUCCAGUCAUGAACGCAACCCCUGGCAUGGUCCUGAAGCCAUUCGAGAAUCAGCGAUCGUGGGUCAAGCGCAACAACGCCGAGACACGCAGCCGUCAACGGAAGAUUAUAAUCGAAGAUCCGCAGCGCCCCCGUAUAAGCCACUGGUCACUCCUCAUGAAGCACACGAACCAGGACGCAUCCUUCGGGUCUCAAACAUUGACCCUUGCCGACAAAGCUCUUGGGGCGCUUCUCCGACAGAAUUUGAUCGAGAGGGCCGCACCAUUUACUUUGACAGUGGGCAUUCUGCAGGUGGCUACAAAACGGAUCAUUACAUGCCGUCAGGCUACUUCCCAAACCGUACUUCAGCAUUGCCCGACGAAAAUCGCCAUGGGUACCGUGAGCAAAGUCGAGCCCCUGAUCGAGUCCUGGUCGAACCUCGCGGGGGAUCCCGAUGACUUUAGCUUGACUGCUGCUCUCGAGUCGCAUCUUGCUCAAGAUCGCGACGCGCUGGCUCGGGUACCCAAGGCUGGGCUGCUGGAGCGCGAGGUAGUUCGUCAAGAGCGCCGAUCCACAGCGCGCGACGGCCCCCCAUCGGACUUUCCCAAUUACCCUGAACAACGACACAUGGAAGUAGAAGUUUUCGAUGACGCUCGCCAUGGACACUCCACGCAAUACAUGGCAGAAUCGCAUGGAUCCCGUCACACCGGACAUGCUUCUGAGGUGUCGACGUACUACCACAGCCCAGCGGUCCCUCAAAAUUCAGGUCAGAGCAGCGACAAUCGCAGCACAACGCGCUACGCGAGCGCGACUCGCCCUCAGUCUGCAGGUUACGAGGAGACUUAUGAGAUUGUGCACGUACGAGAUGCAGAGGGAGAGUACAUCGUUCGUCGGCCGAUUCUACGAGAGCGAGAAACGCAUCGGGUUUUGUACGAGGGUGACACUCAUCACCAUCAGAACAGAGGCUCAUACUCACACCGUAGUCACGAUGCUCUGUACGGCUCGAUGGACCAGACUCCUAUCCCUGGCGAGCGGCGAGAUGCUUUCCAAAUGCACGAAGCUUGCACUGCAAGAGCCCAAUUCAUGAUUGCUCCAUCAUCGUUUGCAGAAUAUGACUCAAACAACCCAGCGUCCAUGUCAGAUCCCGGCGCUAAAAGACCAUCAGAGUACUAG